GAUUAAGAUUUCUCAGUUCAUUAAUUAAUUAUAAGUGUCAUCUAAAUGCAAAAGUAAUGUGUGGAAGUACUUUAUUCGAACGGAAAUGGGUGGUACAUGUAAAAUAUGUCAAACAGAUGUAAGAACUGGUGGAAAUACCACAAAUUUAAGAAAUCAUUUAAAAAGAAAACAUGAGAAAACAUUAAGUGAAGUAAAUGAAUUGGAUGUUAUAAAAAAACAGAGGCUGCAAAGUGAACACAACAAUACUAACGAAUGUGAAGAUGAAUCUAUAUUAAUAACAGACAUAGAGUCAGCAUCAUCUUCAACUUCAACAUUCUCAACACUCUCAACAGUAUCUACAAAUAAAAGCGAAAUAAUAAAAACAAACAUAAAACAUAAUCAACCAUUAAUAGAUAAAACAAUAAUGAACAUGAGAGCCUACGAAGGUGGAGGUGUGAAACAUGGGCAAAUAACAAAUGGAAUUCUUUUCAUGAUCGCUAAAAAUAAUUUGCCUUUUAAUACAGUUGAGAAAGAAGGUUUCCAAUAUCUUAUGAAAAUGACUGUACCGUUAUACAAAGUUCCCGGAAGAAAAAAGAUAACAAUUUUAAUGGAAGAGAAAUAUGAAUUGCUUUCAAAUAUAAUGAAAGUUAAGUUAUCUGUUAUUGAGCAUGUAUGUCUAACAACAGAUGUGUGGACGGAUACUCUUAAUACCAGAAGUUAUUUGGAAUUAACAGUACAUUUUGCUUCAAAUGGAAAACUAAACUCUGUAGUUAUUGGCGUUACUGAAUUGAAUGAAAGACAUACUUCAGAUUACCUCGGACAAUGGUUAUCACAAAUAUGUACUGAAUGGCAUAUCAAAAAGGAUAAUAUUACAGCUAUCGUAACAGAUAAUGCAGCGAACAUUACGAAAGCAAUUAAUGAUGUAUUUGGAAAGAAUAAACAUUUGCCUUAUGAACUACGAAAACAUGAAACAAAAAAAUUGAUUCAGUCUGUUCCGACGCGAUGGAACUCUGUAUAUUAUAUGCUGGAACAAUUUGUUGAACUAUCCGAAAGUAUUAGUUUAACAUUAUUAAAAUUUCCGAAAGCACCUUCAAUGUUGUCAGCUUCUGAACUGCAACUCGCUAAAGACAUAAUGCAAGUAAUGAGUCCAAUUGAAGCAGCUACAAAAGAGAUUUGUGGUGAGCACUAUACCACAGGAAGUAAAGUAAUACCAUUAAUUAAUUGCCUAAAGAAAAAAAUAAAUAAUUUAAGUUUUGAUUUGAUCUCUCCUACGGCUCUAAAAUUACUUGAUUCACUUAGUGCCAAUAUUAAUAUGCGAUUUGGAGCAGUAGAACAAGUUACUAUAUUAGCCAUAUCAACUAUUCUGGAUCCUCGAUUCAAAAAAUUGCAUUUCAACAAUUCUAUUGUCUGCUCACAGGCAAUUAACAAAAUAGCUCAGAAAAUGGAAACUUUAAAUAACAAUAUACCAAGAAAAGAAAAUAUAGCAACAAUCGCAACAGAGAAUGCAAGUCUUUCGAAUGAUAUAUGGUCAUUUCAUGAAGAUCUUGCAAAUAACAUUCAGUAUAUUAAUAAUGAAAGUGACGAAAUUCCAACCGAUCUAAAACAUUAUCUUAAUCAACCUACGAUUGGAAUCGAUUUUAUUAGAGAAAUCGAACAUCCCUAUUUCGAUCUCAAAGAGCCGAGCUCGCUCUGUCAGAGGGUACAGGUAUCUCAAAACACUCUCGGAAUAGUGGCCUGGAGAAGCUCGCACUAUCCCGAGAGCAGGGAGAACUCGCUGGAGACCACCCACGGAGCCCUAGAUAUAGCGGGCGUGG
Messenger RNA from Wasmannia auropunctata (little fire ant), 1793 nucleotides. RefSeq lists its product as uncharacterized. The annotation marks the transcript as partial. The record is from RefSeq and is a predicted model, not a curated record. The transcript has 6 exons. Gene Ontology annotation, molecular function: DNA binding. Lineage: Eukaryota; Metazoa; Arthropoda; Insecta; Hymenoptera; Formicidae.